GUCAACUGCAGCUCCAAGAAAACGUCUACAUUUAGGAUUUGUGUCGUCCUUCUCUUCCCGUCUUUCUCUUCUUCCUUCUUCUUUUUUUUUCCUCUCUUCAAAAAUGAAAAAUCCAAUUUACUCUCUUCAAUUUACCCGCCUCAUAAAUUAAAUUAAAUUAAAAAAUUUUCAGUUCAUCAUAAUGUAGCUUUUUUUUUUUUUCAUUUUUUAAUUUUCCCCUUUUCCGGCUCAAGCUAUAUUCAAUGCAAUAUCUUUGCCGUUACCAGUGCACCGGAAUCUCAAAUUUUUGAAAAAAGAAAUAUAAUGAAAUUAAUUAUCGCAAUCCUGAGAUAAAUUUGAAUCCGUCAUUGGAAAACGUAUUUGCUUCUGACUUUCCCUCCUGUCCAUUUCCGCAGCUCAAUUUCGUGGUCAUUUUCCCCCAAAAUCUUUGUUGUCGUUUUUUCGGGUAAUCGGAGAACGUGCUUGUAUUGUUUUCUCCAUUUCCUGUACAGAUUAAUCGGAGUUUCUGAGCUGAUUAAGAAACUCUUAUUUGAUGUUUUCAAGCUCAGAAUAGGAUUCUAUCGUAGUUUCAUGAUGAUUUUUUUUCCCCCCUCAAAUUUUAGAGCUAUAGUUAGGGCUUUUGUGGAGUAGGAUUGGAAUUUGGAAGCGCAUGGUGUUCAAGCAUAAUGCCGAGCAUUAGAGCUCCAGCUGCCAAGAAGACGACUACGCUCACGGUAGCUGUGAAAUGUAGGCCGUUGACAGACAGGGAUCGUGGUCGUGACAUUAUUAGAGUUCACAAUGAUAAGGAAAUACUCGUGCUGGAUCCAGACUUGUCAAAGGACUAUUUAGAUCGGAUACAAAAUCGUACAAAAGAAAGGAGAUACAACUUUGAUUAUGCUUUUGGCCCUACUUCAACCAAUUUGGAUGUCUAUAAGAGAAGCAUACAUACAACAAUUGCUGGACUCAUCCAAGGUCUCAAUGCGACUAUCUUUGCUUAUGGUUCAACAGGAAGCGGUAAAACAUACACGAUGGUUGGGACUAAAGAUGAUCCUGGUCUUAUGGUUCUCAGUCUCAAAACAAUUUUCGAUCUUAUCAAGAAAGAUGAUAGCUGUGAUGAUUUUGAAGUUACUUGUUCUUAUCUUGAAGUUUACAAUGAGGUGAUAUAUGAUUUGCUCGAAAAAUCAUCAGGUCACCUGGAACUGAGAGAGGAUCCGGAGCACGGGAUAACUGUUGCUGGCCUUAGGAGCAUCAAGGUAAACUCUGCUGAUAAGAUUCUUGAACUUCUAAACUUGGGUAACAGUAGACGCAAAACUGAAAGCACGGAAGCUAACGAAACUUCAUCUCGCUCACAUGCAGUUCUGGGAAUAAAUGUUAUAAGAAAGCAGAGUAAGAGAUAUCCUAAUCAGGUUGUUCGAGGAAAACUUUCCCUUGUUGAUUUAGCCGGCAGUGAACGCGCAUCUGAAACAAAUAGUGGAGGUCAAAAGCUGAGGGAUGGUGCCAAUAUCAAUCGAUCUCUUCUAGCUUUAGCAAACUGCAUAAACGCUCUUGGGAAACAACAGAAAAAGGGUUUGGCAUAUGUUCCUUAUCGCAACAGCAAAUUGACUCGGAUCCUAAAAGAUGGCCUGAGCGGGAAUUCCCAAACAAUAAUGAUUGCUACCAUAUCACCAGCUGAUGGUCAGUAUCACCAUACUAUCAACACAUUGAAGUAUGCCAACCGGGCAAAAGAGAUCAGAACACAUAUCCAGAAAAAUAUUGGCACAAUAAAUACACAUGUAUCGGACUAUCAGAGGAUGAUUGACAGUCUACAGAAUGAAGUAAGCCGGUUGAGAAAGGAAUUAUCUGAGAAGGAAUCCCAGUUAAGUGCUAAGCCAUCUGAAAAGGCUGCAGAUGAUGAGAUAUCUUGGUUGAACUCGUUGAGCCAAGAAACCAGUGAAAAUGUCCAGGAACGUAUAAACUUGCAGAAGGCCUUAUUUGAAAUCGAGGAAAUUAACCUUCGCAACCGCACUGAACUCCAGCAGCUUGACGAUGCUAUUGCUAAACAACAGGACAUUGAAAAAGAUGGAGCAGUUGUUCAGGCUUUACGAGUGAGACGGCAAGUGAUCCUUGAUAAUAUUCGUGACAAUGAUGAACUUGGUGUACACUACAAGAAGGAAAUAGAAUCCAAUGAGAAGCGGAGAUGCCAGCUGCAGAAUAUGAUUGAAGAAGCAAUUAGCAACAAUGGCAACAAAACCUAUUUGCGCAUCUUGAGUCAAUACAGGCUCUUGGGUAUUGCAAAUACAGAGCUUCAGUUUGAGAUGGCAAUGAGAGAUCAAGUCAUCAACAAUCAGAGGGAAGCCUUUAAGAACCUAUGGAAUUUGCUCGUAAGUCUUGGACUGGAUGAGAAGCAGAUAAUGGAGCUGGCUGCAAAGCAAGGAAUGACCAUUGAAAACUGGACAACAACAAACCAACUUGGACUUGUAAACAGGUUAUCUUCACCAAGUCUGGGAUGUAGUAGUAGAUAUUCUCUUUCAUCUGGUUGCGUAUAUAACCAACUUCACAAUGGAGAAUCACAGAGCUUUCCACAACGCCAAGAGUUUAGUACACCAUUGUUUUCCACUGAAAACAGGAAAUCAUCUCGGGCAUAUUAUGGGGAGGAGCACCGUAGUUCCUACUAUUACAUGGCUCAGGAUCACUCCCCGGCUACAUGUGUGAAUAUCACCAGCCAGAACUGGUUUAGUGGUGGGCCUAAUGCACAGCGUGGAACCAUUGAGAGAUCUCCGAUGGAACUGUGUGAUCCAUUGAUUCACAGAAAUGAGGUAUCUCCGUGCAGCAGAAAUAGCAGACAAGAAGAGGUAUUCAUGUACUAUUACUCUUACAAAUAUGCACACCUUUAUUUCCGUACUUGCGCCAUGCUUCUUAAUCCCAUGUAUAUUUUGCAACACCAAAUUUUGUUAACCUUUAAAUCUUUCAGAGAAUGUAUGGGCGAAUUCCAUAGCAGAAAUUCUCAUUCAGGUCAACAAGUUAGAGUUGGAACUCCUUGUAACAAGGACUCAGAGAGAAGAAUGGAAACUACUCCUGAUGGCUCUACCCAUAGUCCAUUUCGAGAUGGCCCGUUUGGUCAAGGUACUGGUAUUCCAAACCAAGUUUCUGCCAAAUCAAGAUCUUCUAAUCUGCCGCCUCAAGAGACAUCUAGCUUUGAUUCUCGUUCCUCUGCACUUGCACAAUUCAUCAAAUGAACUCUAGUCCUCGUCACGUCUAACCUCUAGAUCCACUUUCAAUUAUCUGCCCUGUGUACAUAUCUUCGCCUUCGGCUAUGUUAGGACCAUUGAGAUAGGUUUGUGUUGCAAAGGCCACCAGCAUCGCACAUUCUCCCGAAAAUGGAUACAUUUUCUCCGAACCAUGUUGAUGGCCGAAUACAAAGUUUGCUGACUGACACGAUAUUAGCCUAGUUUUGUACAUGUAGAACAUUUCUUUUAGGUUUAAGGUCGCCUGAAGUAGUUGUAGCAGAGAACCUGAAUUAGAUAUAUUGAAUCAGGUCGGACCGUUAGAGGCAAAAAGGAAGCCUUGAACGGGAGUUAUCAGAAAAAAUAGUUUCAUCGGUGCAGCACUUUACAAUUGUGUACAGUUCAUUAAUUGACAGCCUGAAGCCUUUUAGGCUUUUGUUAUUAUUUAUUACAACCAAUUACUCCAUUGUUCCUUCCACUAGUAAUACAAACCCA
Molecule: messenger RNA, 3677 nt
Organism: Oldenlandia corymbosa var. corymbosa
Lineage: Eukaryota; Viridiplantae; Streptophyta; Magnoliopsida; Gentianales; Rubiaceae
Source: the annotation of a GenBank genome assembly